This is a messenger RNA of Geodia barretti, 395 nucleotides long. Lineage: Eukaryota; Metazoa; Porifera; Demospongiae; Tetractinellida; Geodiidae. The record is from the annotation of a GenBank genome assembly.
CCUCGUUUGUGAGAAUUUGUGAUGAAUCUUGCCCAUACGUUUUGAAUGAGAACACAGAAUUUUUCAAGCAAAAACACUUCUUUGUCUGCAGAUGAUAGUGUUUUGGUAGUCUCGCGGAGCCAGCCCCUUCGCGGGAUGAAGCUCUCCUCCUCUACCCUAAACUUCGGGCAACGCCCACUUUUACUCAUCAGUAUUGUCUCCGCUACUUUAAAAUGCCACUUAUUCUACAGUAUCUGUAAACUAAAGCAAAGACGGAUAACAACAGCGAGGCCGUACGCAAAGGGCCAAAAGCUAGGUAUGAAAAAACUCUACCAGCAGUAGCACAACCAGUGUAACGAGCUGCUCUGGCUAGUUCACCGACGUAUGACUCUCUGCAAUAACGAAACGCACAAAUU